CCAAGCAACCCAACCUUCAGACCAACUCCUGACAACAUGGCCUGCUGUCAGAACACCUGCUGUGGAUUUCCCAGCUGCUCCACCGGUGCGACCUGCGGCUCCAGCUGCUGCCAGCCAAGCUGCUGCCAGACCAGCUUCUGCGGAUUUCCCAGCUGCUCCACUAGUGGGACCUGCGGCUCCAGCUGCUGCCAGCCAAGCUGCUGUCAGACCAGCUGCUGCCAGCCAAGCUGCUGCCAGACCAGCUUCUGUGGAUUUCCCAGCUGCUCAACCAGUGGGACCUGCGGCUCCAGCUGCUGCCAGCCAAGCUGCUGCCAGACCAGCUGCUGCGGAACCGGCUGUGGCAUUGGUGGUAGCAUCGGCUGUGGCCAGGAGGGUGGCUGUGGAGCUGUGAGCACCCGUAUCAGGUGGUGCCGCCCAGACUGCCGUGCAGAAGGCACCUGCCUGCCCCCCUGCUGUGUGGUGAGCUGCACACCCCCAUCCUGCUGCCAGCUGCACCAUGCCCAGGCCUCCUGCUGCCGCCCAUCCUACUGUGGACAGUCCGGCUGCCGCCCAGUCUGCUGCUACUCCUGCUGUGGGCCCACCUGCUAAAAGCCAGGUUGCUGAUUUUCAACUUGAAACUUUCACUUCCAGUUGAAUUCAUGAACUAAUUAUUUCUUCAAGCACUUGUGGACCACUAACAAAUUCUUGAACUUUAAUUUGGCUUUUGUUAUGGGGGUUACCAGAUAUUUAGGCCUCAGAAUUAUCUGAUUCCUUUGUGCUCCAGAAAAGACUUCGAUCUUCUCUCUGAGGACGCCAAAAUACAAAUUGGACGCAAGAAAUGAAAAAGCCAAUUUGCAAGCACCGAAGCCCAUGCUCUGAGGCUCAGCAUUGCCAAGACCAUGGAAGAGCUGUCUGUCCUUCUCACUUCCUCUAUUCCACCACCCUGAAUUGCACUUUGUAUGAAAGAGAGAUAAUAUAACAAGGUCUAAUAAAUUAUAACUAUUGGUGCAACAAA
Callithrix jacchus (white-tufted-ear marmoset) is the source of this 994-nucleotide messenger RNA. RefSeq names its product keratin-associated protein 1-3. The record is from RefSeq and is a predicted model, not a curated record. Gene Ontology annotation, cellular component: keratin filament. NCBI's taxonomy places the organism in Eukaryota, Metazoa, Chordata, Mammalia, Primates, Cebidae.